GAUGAUGGCUGUUAGAACAUUUCGGUUUGGUAUCUUCCUGGAACAUUUGAAUUGUAAUUGCCUAAAAAUUACUUCUCUUCCUCAGAGAUAUAGAUAUACCACACAAGUGGUAUCUUUUUAUGAUGACAAAGUUACCAAGUAUGCUGAACAAUCUAUUAGACCG
This is a messenger RNA of Dentiscutata heterogama, 163 nucleotides long. The record is from the annotation of a GenBank genome assembly. Lineage: Eukaryota; Fungi; Glomeromycota; Glomeromycetes; Diversisporales; Gigasporaceae.